This is a messenger RNA of Aspergillus fijiensis CBS 313.89, 2079 nucleotides long. RefSeq lists its product as uncharacterized. The coding region runs from base 454 to 2079 and encodes 541 amino acids. The transcript has 4 exons. NCBI's taxonomy places the organism in Eukaryota, Fungi, Ascomycota, Eurotiomycetes, Eurotiales, Aspergillaceae. The record is from RefSeq and is a predicted model, not a curated record.
AUUGAGAUUCUCCUCCUCUUCUCGAUGAGUUGAUCGAUACCUAGAUUCUCAGCCCCUUGCUGAGUCUCUCCGCACCGAGUCUUGCUCAAUCGGAAUUCCCUCCCGUCGCUACCCAUUUCCUUCUUGGCUAAUGCUUACUUCUUUGUCCGUUCUGUGGCGUCAAAUGAACAUCGUCAACUCGAUUGCACAUGCAGUAGUACGCUCAUCCCCUCAAAUGAAGCGCUUACUUAGGAUGACGCGCCGGGCAUGAACGCGCGUCGUUUUCAGCUGAGAGAAAGAUUGGAGGGGAAUGGCGCGCAACAGACAAACAACCCCGGAGGAUGAGAGAAUCCACCAUCAGACUUUCUCCCUCGACAUGAUCGUUCUCAUUGCGCCUUCCUCCACCCGCGCGAUCAGCUUCGAGCCCAACACCGACCGUCGAGUCUUCCCGGCCCCAGAACUUCGCGAGCAACAAUGACCGCAACCUCCGAACCCAACGACGAGCACAACCUCCAAGAGGCGUGGGAGCGCGUGUGCCGCUCGUUCGCGCAGACCACCAAGGUCGAUCUUACGACCGCGCCCAACUACACCAUCGAGGAAGUCCUCGAGUGGAUCCGUGUCCGGGAAGCGGAGGAUCUCGAAAGGAACGCUAAAUACAAAGAGGGGAAGGCUGUGAUCGACAAGACGCUGGCAUUUGUGAAGGUUCUUGGGGGCAUUGUUGCGCAGGGCGCGAGCAUGAUGUUCGCGCCCAGUAGCCUCUGUUUCAAUGCUAUCGCCUACCUGAUCGACACCGGGGCAAAGUUCAAGCGCAUCUUCAGCAGCCUGGCUGAGCUGUUCCGGAGGGUCUGUGACGUGUUGGACCGCAUGCAGAUAUACAUGCGCCUACCGAGCGACGCGGUGGAUGUCGCCCUGCGAAAGAUCCUCAACGAGCAGCUGCUCUGUUUUGUGGACAUUUGCGCUCUGUCAAUCAAGUUACUGCAGGGCCAUAAAGUCCUCAUCGCCCUCAAGGUGUUUGCGUUCAGUGGCGAUGAAGGGGUUAGCGCGCAGUUGGCUCGGCUAGCUACCCUUGGGGAACGCGAAUCCCAGAUGCGCGCGACCCUGGGCUUUGAAUCGCAGAAGGCAAGUGAGCGGCGCAUUUUUGAAAAUGCAGAGGAGACCAAGAUCAUUAGCACUGCUGUGGAACAACUUCUAGAUUCCGAGCGAAUGAAAAAUGUCUUUACUGUGGAGAGCAGGACAUUGCAUGAUCUCGACAUCGCUCUCGGCAAGCCAAGGACCGGUGCCUGGCUUUUGAACGAUCCGUUUUACACGUUUUGGGCAAGGGUUGACCAAGAAUCGUGUUCCAUACUCGGCAUCGAUGGGAGUGAAGGAUGUGGGAAGUCCUUCUUAGUAGCGCACAUCAUCAAGCACCUUCGGGCAAUUCACUUGAAUGACGACGAUGGAUUGAGACCGAGCUCGAUUGCCUAUCAUUUCUUCGGUCAUUACACAGAGACGCAGUCGCUGAUCCGGGCUCUGAACAUCAUUUCGUGGCAAAUCGCAAACGCAGACCCCGCAUACCGCAAAGACUUGAGCUCUGUCGACAUGACAAGCACCAGUGACCUGGAGAUCCUCUGGAACCGUUUGUUUGUGAAGUCAUACGCGACCGACUCGUGCUUCUUCAUGUUGUUAGAUGGGCUUGAACAAUUAGAUAAGGGGGAGGUGGGGCAAUUGCUUGCCCUUCUGGUCGAGUUGCACACUACUUCCACAAACUGGGGCAAGUUCCAGCUCCAUAUCCUCCUGAUGGGUCAGGAUGAGACCAUGAACAUGAAGAAAUUCAUCGAAAGUCGGGUGGACCGGCUGGAUAUUUUCGGUGGUUCGUCGGAACAAGUCGUCUCAAUACGCCGCGAGACCUUGGAAACCUUGAUGCGAGAGAUUCAAGGAGACUUCGUCAGCACUGGCUUGUUAUUGGACGAAAUCAGCACUAAACAACGUCCCGGCGAGAUUCGAGACAUUUUGGCUCGCUCGGGACAGAAUCGCCAGGACAUUAUAGGAAGGAAGAUUGACCGGCUGAAUGCAACCCUUGGCAAGGAGGAUAUCGCCGAACUUAAUGAACUUCUCACCUGA